AUGCACCCGGAGGAUGCAGCGGAUCAUAAAGAAGCUGAUCCUGGUACUUCGUUUGUGACGCACAGGGGUUCGUACUCUGACUUCGAAGGAAGUGACGCUGGAGAGGCACCACAACCGCGAGAAGCUUUAGAAGCAGCAGAAGAGCAAUCGCAGGAUGAGGACUCUGAGUAUGAGGACGAUUGUGAAGCGGAAGAAGAUGCUUACAGCGACGCCUUCGAGGUUGAAGCUUCAGAUGAGGAUGUGGCUGAGUCCAGCUCUAGAGAUGAGAAUCCCGCUGAUCUGCAGAGCCCUUCAAAUGCCGGCAACAGCUCUGAGGGCACCGGAUCUCCAGCCGCUCCUGUGACUGCAGCUGUGACCAUUGCUCCUGUAAGUGAGCCCUCGGAAUCUGCGAGCCAAUAUUCGGAGCCAGAGGAAGAGGAGCCAAAGUUGGAGGAGCCUGACGAGCCGGACGAGCCGGAGGACUAUUCAGAGGAUCUUGAGAUUGAGGCUGAGCAAGGAAAUGACUACUACACUCCAAGUGAGGCAUCCGAUCCAAGAUCUGAUGGUCGUAUGGACGUGCGACAGAGCUCAAUACCCAGCUAUGACGAAGAAGAUAUCUUCGAGGAGGACUCUGGGGAGUCGUUGCAUCCCCCGGAGACUAACUAG
Molecule: messenger RNA, 645 nt
Organism: Symbiodinium pilosum
Lineage: Eukaryota; Dinophyceae; Suessiales; Symbiodiniaceae
Source: the annotation of a GenBank genome assembly